Phytophthora nicotianae INRA-310 is the source of this 459-nucleotide messenger RNA. RefSeq lists its product as hypothetical. The transcript has a single exon. The record is from RefSeq and is a predicted model, not a curated record. NCBI's taxonomy places the organism in Eukaryota, Oomycota, Peronosporomycetes, Peronosporales, Peronosporaceae. Bases 1 to 459 code for a protein of 152 amino acids.
AUGCGCGUCACGGUGCUGGACGACGGCAAUGAUGGCCGCCAUCUGCUCUUCCGAGACGUAGCUACAGCAACGAGCGUGCAGCUCUACAUGCCGGACGCGGCGGCCUUCUAUCGCUGGCAUAGUCACGUGUCCACAGCGUUGGCCAAAUUUCCUCCGGUAGAGGAAGAGGAAGAGAGCGCAAGACAAAGCGCAGCGGUGGUGCCUGCAGUUGCGUCGGCCAUGAAGAAAAAGCGCUUCUGGAAGGCGUUGGCUACGGUGGUGGUUGCAGGGACUAAAACCUCGAGCACUGGCCAAGUUUCGACCCAUGAAGAGAGCGCGAUGGUCAUGUUCGACGGUCGGAAUAGGAAAACCUUGGGCCAGCGCUGGAAGACCGUCACGGCAACGCUCAAGAGCGCGCUAAAGCGAAACAAACGACACCCACAGCUGCAGCUGCGAGAAGGAAGAGGAACCGUCGGAUGA